AUGCUCUUCACUCGUGUUGCAGUCUUCAUCUUUACCGUCGCCAUCGCCAUGUCGACUCGUGCCCUUCCAGUUGUUGAGGGUCCACUGGUCAGCCUCAGCAAGAAGGACUGCGAGAAUGAAGAGCGUCGCGAAUGGGUGCCCCGUGGCAACGAAGCCCGCGGCUAUGCUCCUCGGACUUGCUGGGCUCCUUGA
Molecule: messenger RNA, 192 nt
Organism: Punctularia strigosozonata HHB-11173 SS5
Lineage: Eukaryota; Fungi; Basidiomycota; Agaricomycetes; Corticiales; Punctulariaceae
Exons: 2
Coding region: 1-192 (63 amino acids)
Source: RefSeq, a predicted model, not a curated record